Lactuca sativa (garden lettuce) is the source of this 442-nucleotide messenger RNA. NCBI's taxonomy places the organism in Eukaryota, Viridiplantae, Streptophyta, Magnoliopsida, Asterales, Asteraceae. The record is from RefSeq and is a predicted model, not a curated record.
AUUUCAUACCCAAAUUUUCCGAGAAAAGGAAAACACGAAUGAAGUGUAGACUGUAGUAUAGGUCAUCACUCUUCCAAAUUUAGUAACGCGAUCACAAUGUGGAAGGAGAAGAGCCCAGGAGUCAAGAUUCUCUGGAUAUGGACGAUCGGCACCGCCGCCGUGCUUGUCGCAAACGUUGCUACAAGUAGAGUAAGAGACAUGAACAAGUUGCUCGAUUCCCAGGAAGAAUCUUCUUCUCCUCAUGAUAUUGCUAAUCCACAAACAACCGACUCCAUCAUAACAGAUAAGGUCAACGAUUCAAGCCUAGACCAAGAAAAUUGAAAACUUGUGAUUUUGUAAUUUUAUCUGUUGAAGAAUUUUGCAUCUUGAAACUUGAAUUUUGUCUUGGAUUAUAUGCCUGGACCUUUUUUCUUUUUAUACAUUCAUAAUGAUGUUGUGCGAU